UUUUAAGCCAGUCGCCUCUCGUGAGCGCAGCAGGAGAGAUCGCACAGUAAAAGUUGCAAAAAAAAGUUUUUCCGUGACGUGGCUGCAGAAACUCAACAUCAACAAUGACGGACAAAUGGGAGAACGACAAGGAAAUCCAGAUCUUCCGGGAAUAUCUGAGGAUUCCCAGUGUCCAUCCAAAACCCAAUUAUGAACCAUGCGUGGAGUUCCUUCGUCGUCAGGCGACAUCCCUCGCGAUGGAUUUCAAAGUUUACUAUCCUGUAAAUGACAAAAAUCCCAUCGUAGUCCUCUCGCUGACUGGCAAGGAUCCCUCACUGCCCGCAAUUAUGCUCAAUAGCCACAUGGACGUUGUUCCGGUAUUCCCUGAAAAGUGGUCUCAUCCACCAUUUUCGGCCCAUCUUGACUCCGAUGGAAAGAUCUUUGCGCGUGGAUCGCAAGACAUGAAAUGCGUGGGAAUGCAAUUUCUGGGAGCCAUUAGAGCUCUCAAAAAAGACGGAGUGGAAUUCAAACGAACCAUUCAUGCGACAUUUGUGCCUGAUGAGGAAGUUGGUGGGAAGUUGGGAAUGGCAAAGUUUGUUCACACUGAUGAUUUCAAGGCGCUCAAUGUUGGCUUCUCACUGGACGAGGGUAUUGCCAGUCCAACUGAUACUUUCCCCGUUUUCUAUGCUGAAAGAGCCAUUUGGCAUGUCUACUUCCACUGUUCUGGAACUCCUGGACAUGGUUCAUUGCUGCACAAGAACACAGCUGGGGAGAAGGUUCGCUAUUUAAUUGACAAACUCAUGGAUUUGAGGAAGUACGAAGUGAAGCGUCUGGAAAAUAAUCCAGAACUCCUGAUUGGAGACGUGACGACGGUUAAUCUAACAAAGAUUUCCGGAGGUGUUCAAUCGAAUGUGGUGCCUCCACUCCUCACAAUUGGCUUUGACAUUCGCCUAGCCGUCGAUGUGGAUCACACGGAGUUCCUGCAGCAGUUGCAGAAGUGGUGCGACGAAGCCGGAGGUGGAAUUGAGAUUGAGUUCGAGCAGAAGGAGCCUCCAGUGCCAAAGACAACCCUCGAUGAGAGCAACAUCUACUGGGUGGCCUUCAAGAGUGCCAUUGAUGAGAUGAAGCUCAACAUCAGGACGCAGGUCUUCCCCGGAGGUACAGACAGUCGGUAUGUGCGCGAAAUUGGCAUUCCCGCUGUUGGUUUCUCACCGAUGAACAACACCCCGGUCCUCCUGCACGAUCACGACGAAUACCUCGAGGCGGACGUCUAUCUGCGUGGUAUUGAUAUCUUCAAGAGGAUCAUCAGUAAAGUGGUCAACUGCUAAUGCGAUAAUUUUUCCGUUUAUUUUCUACUCCCGCUCAUUUUGCUCCCACUCAAUCGCAAAAUCUUGUAAUCUCUAUUGCAACAAUAAAAGUUAACUGGGAGAUUAUUAUUAAA
Messenger RNA from Lutzomyia longipalpis, 1420 nucleotides. Its product is annotated as aminoacylase-1-like. Gene Ontology annotation, cellular component: cytoplasm. Gene Ontology annotation, molecular function: aminoacylase activity. The transcript has 3 exons. NCBI's taxonomy places the organism in Eukaryota, Metazoa, Arthropoda, Insecta, Diptera, Psychodidae. Bases 105 to 1307 code for a protein of 400 amino acids. Gene Ontology annotation, biological process: amino acid metabolic process. The record is from RefSeq and is a predicted model, not a curated record.